Molecule: messenger RNA, 471 nt
Organism: Coffea eugenioides
Lineage: Eukaryota; Viridiplantae; Streptophyta; Magnoliopsida; Gentianales; Rubiaceae
Product: glycine-rich cell wall structural protein-like
Exons: 2
Coding region: 1-471 (156 amino acids)
Source: RefSeq, a predicted model, not a curated record
AUGGUGGUCAUGGGCCUGAGGUGUGCCUUGACUGCCGGGCGAGGGAAGAGGGAGGGGGAAGGGCAAGGGGAGGAGAAGGGGAAAGGGAGGAGAGGGGUGGCGGGAGGUGGCAUUGGAGGAGGUGCUGCUGAAGGAGCCGAUGGUGGUGUUGGAGUUGGAGGAGGUGCAGGUAGUGGUGCUGGUGCUGGUGGUGGCGUUGGAGGAGGUGCUGGUGGAGGAGCAGGUGGUGGUGCAGGAGGUGGGGCUGGUGGUGGAGUUGGAGGUGGAGCAGGCGGGAGAGUAGGAGGAGGAGCUGGUGGAGGCAUUGGUGGUGGUGCCGGAGGUGGAGCAGGUGGAGGCAUGGGAGGAGGCGCUGGAGGAGGCCUUGGCGGAGGUGUUGGAGGUGGGGCUGGUGGCGGAGUAGGGGGUGGAGCAGGCUGUUGGGCGAGGCUGCGUUGCUGCGUUGUUGCUGUGUCUGCGUUGCUGCGUUGA